ACCCGGCUAUCAACUGCACCUUGUGCUGUAGUUGUGAGUUGCCUCCUACAAAUUGUCAGUAGGGACGAGGAAGCCUUUCACUGCUCACCUCAGGCUUCACCUUCACCAAUUAGCGACAAAUACGAAAGGAAGAGACACUGCAAAGGAGUUGGGUAGCAUCAAUUUUGACGGGCAAUGUCAGCCGUGUAGAUUUGCCUGCGUCAAGCCGGUGAAAUGAGCGACAGAGCAGAGAUGAGAGGGCCCGUAACCCGCCGGAGGAGGACCACCAUCUCCGGCGGCGGAGCGGCUAGCGUCAAACAAGCCAACGGCAGCAAGUGGCACGAAGCAGCCGAGAAACCGCCGCUGUGCCCCGGUAAGGUAAAACCAGUGGAGGUCUCCAGGCAGGCGAACAACAACGACAAGGUGGACAGGGAGAAAGAGAUGCCGAAGCAGCAGCAACUCACACACAGUUCAAGGAAAGAGAGUGGCACCGUGGAAGAUAUCAACGACAGACUCAGCUGUCACAUCCUGCAGGAGUCCCUCCUGAGCUCAGCAAGCGGGUACAGCAACUACCGAGGAAUCCUCAACUGGUGUGUUGUCAUGCUGGUGUUGAGUAAUGCACGCCUUUUUUUGGAAAACCUUAUAAAGUAUGGCAUCUUGGUAGAUCCUAUCCAGGUAGUGUCGCUGUUCUUGAAGGACCCUUAUAGUUGGCCAGCAGCUUGCCUGAUCAUUGUGUCUAAUGUGUUCAUCAUAGCAGCUUUGUACACCGAGAGGCGACUGGCUGUGGGUACUAUCUCAGAAACAACAGGAUUAAUUUUUCACAUUUUUAACCUGGCAGCCCUGUUGAUUUUUCCUUCUGCUACUGUACUCACUGUUACCUCCUUGACUCCAGUGGGUGGUGUACUCUCCCUAGGCGUCUACACAGUGCUGUUUCUCAAACUGUACUCCUACAAAGAUACCAACAGGUGGUGCAGAGAAAUCAGACAAGCCAAGGCCAAGAGGCUGACUCGAUCAUACUCCUGUCCAUCUGUGGCCCGUUCUAAUGGUUCAGCAGUACAUACUCAUGUCUCAUACCCAGGAAACCUCACCCACAGAGACAUUUACUACUUUGUCUUCGCCCCUACUCUCUGCUACGAGCUCAACUUUCCUCGGUCGUCACGGAUACGCAAAAGGUUCCUGCUGAGAAGACUUUUUGAAAUGCUUUUCUUCAUGCAGUUACUGGUGGGAUUGAUACAGCAGUGGAUGGUGCCUACUAUACAGAACUCAAUGAAACCAUUUCAGGAAAUGGACUUUUCCAGGAUGAUGGAGCGCCUGCUGAAACUAGCUGUCCCCAACCAUCUGAUAUGGUUAAUAUUCUUCUAUUGGUUUUUCCACUCCUCUAUGAACUUUGUGGCAGAGCUGCUGCAGUUUGGAGACAGGGAGUUCUACAGGGACUGGUGGAACUCUGAAACUGUGACAUAUUUCUGGGCCAACUGGAACAUCCCUGUUCACAAGUGGUGCCUGAGACACUUCUAUAAGCCCAUGCUGAGGAAGGGGGUCAACAAGUUUAUGGCUCAGACUGCUGUCUUCUUGGUUUCUGCCUUCUUCCAUGAGUAUUUGGUGAGCAUUCCCCUGAAGAUGUUCAGACUGUGGGCCUUUAUGGGCAUGAUGGCACAGGUUCCUCUGGCUUUGUUCGUCGGUCGCUUCCUGAAUGGAAACUAUGGCAACGCCGCUGUGUGGAUCUCACUCAUCAUUGGCCAGCCAGUUGCUGUGUUGAUGUAUGUCCAUGACUACUAUGUCUUACAUUACGGGACUACUACGUAAUGCUGGACAAACAAGAAGACACACACAUACACACAUGAACAUAAACACACAGAAUCAACUAUGGAACAACAUGAAGUCCCUGAGAGAUGCACAUGUUCAAGAACACAUUCAAACACACCGGACGUAGGACAAUCUAAAGAACGAAUGUAGCACAAUCUAAGGUGACGCAAAAGGGAAAUCACCGUAAUAUGAACAUGUCAUUUAAAAUAUGUAACAGCAGGAAGCUUGUUAGUGACCAGAAGAUGUUGCAAAAAUUGUUUCAAAUAUUUGAAAUACACGGGAAAUGCUUGAUUUAUUUAGGUAAUUCCACUUUUGUAGGACAUUUACACUUCAGCAUGCACACCCUUUUGUAAUUCAGAGGUUGGCCUCCUACUUUGGUAUCUGCUGUCACCACCAGGGUUCAGGUGCUGCUUGUUCCCUCACUCUUAGUAUCAGGAGCUGCUCCUGGUAUAUUAACAAAAACCUGUUUUUGUCAGAGGCUAAUUUUCCAAAAUAAUAGUAAAUGUAUGGUGCUGAGGUUUCCCAGUGACCCAGUAUUGGUGGUAGAAAUGAAAUUGAAAAAAUGAAAUUCUUCUACCCAGGUUAAUCUAAACUGAGCACUCCUCUUGGGUUUCAAAUGUUUGAAAAAUGCACACAGUGCUAUGUGCAAUAGAUGUGAAACAAACACUGCCUAGCAAGCACAAGCCUGAGAACAGGGGCCUGCCUCGCUCCACAGCCAGUCUAAUGUCUAAUGUUUUUAGACCCAAGUGGUGUGGUGAGAGAAAUGACAAAUCACCUCUUUCAUGUUUCUUAUAAAAGAUGGAGCAAAGAAAAUUUUGAGCCAGAUAGUUUUCCUACAAGCUGAAGUUCAGAGUUGCAAGUCGACCAUUCAGGACACCUCCAGCUCUAAGAAGUGUCUGCAGUUUGUUACAUUUCCCAAAGUGACAAACUUUUUUUGCAUUUACUCUGUACAUGUUUCCUUUCCUCCUCUACCCUCUCUUGAUCCAGUACAAUUAGUGUACAUCAUGAGUUUGUAUUUAAGGCAUUUGUAAAAAAUUACCAAAGGAACGAGGGGAGGGCUUUAGGACAGAGGGGUUGAGGAGGGACAGACAGGAUGUCAUCUUAUUUGUACAGACAUGAGACCUACAGGCAGCCCCUCUCGUUUUUAAAUAUGAACAUGAUCAAUGCAAGCAAGAAAUUCACUAUACAGGUCUGUUGUUUGCCUUUGCUUUACUGUCUCUAUUGUGUUGCAUUUGAGUAAUCAGAUGAUUUAUUUUCUUGUUUUAUUUUGUUUGUUAAUAUAACUGACUGCAGUUAUAUCCUGCCAUCCUGAAAUUAAUGUGUUUAUAUUGUAUUUGUUUCAGCAGUGAUUUAAUUCAGUAGAUAUUUUUUGUUGAUUUAUUGAUCUGAAUCUGUGAAUGUGAAUUUUGCACUUUAAAAAGAGAUGCAUGCUGUUGACUAAAGCAAUAGAUUUCUAUGAAUGUAUUCUUAAGUUAUAU
Molecule: messenger RNA, 3260 nt
Organism: Myripristis murdjan (pinecone soldierfish)
Lineage: Eukaryota; Metazoa; Chordata; Actinopteri; Holocentriformes; Holocentridae
Gene: dgat1a
Product: diacylglycerol O-acyltransferase 1a
Exons: 17
Coding region: 214-1782 (522 amino acids)
Biological process (GO): triglyceride biosynthetic process
Cellular component (GO): endoplasmic reticulum membrane
Molecular function (GO): diacylglycerol O-acyltransferase activity
Source: RefSeq, a predicted model, not a curated record